AUGGGUCUGGAGACGGCGUACACGCACCGCACCGACAUCAUCAUGGUGGGAGGGAGAGGGACCGCCUGUCUCGUGACGGGGGACAAGGGAAGGAGUGAUAGGGGUCGGAUCGGGGGCAGGGCAAUGGGGAAACGAGUGGACGUGCUCCUCACGCACGAUCCAGCGCGAAACCACGGCAACAGUAACGUCACCAAAGGUAACACGCUUUCGCGGACGGAGAGGAGGACAGGUCUUAGGCGGUCCGAAAUUGGCCCAAUGGACCGCAAUCUUCUCACCUCGAGCGAUUGCAGCAAUGCGCUCAUCGACCAUGGGGCUGGAAGGGGCGGCAGAACACGAGACAGAGCGAGAGACAGGCAAAGGCAGCGUAGUCAAAGCAAAGAGAAGCGCUGGGAUGGGGAAAAGUGA
Molecule: messenger RNA, 405 nt
Organism: Penicillium riverlandense
Lineage: Eukaryota; Fungi; Ascomycota; Eurotiomycetes; Eurotiales; Aspergillaceae
Exons: 1
Coding region: 1-405 (134 amino acids)
Source: RefSeq, a predicted model, not a curated record